AAGAGCAUUUCACGCCGAAGCCACACAGAAAGCAGACACUAGGAGUCAUCCAUGUCUGCAACGGGAGAUGCGCCGGUCCGGUCUCUUUGACUUCUGCUUUCGGCGCGCAGAUUGUCACAGCGUGCUGGCACAGUGUUAGGACUGAUACCAAGCUUCGACUUUCCUGCAGCAAAGCUUUUUCCCCAUCAUUCGUAUCAUCUUGUAAUCCUGUGCCGGUCACGUUCUGUUCAUUCUUCAAUCUAUAUCAACUUCCUAAUCAGUCAAUAUGAGGUUCACUACUUUCAUCACUGCCGCAGCUUUCUCUAGCGCUGUUCUUGCUUCCUCUGCAAAGCGCGACCCUCAGCAGGAUGUGGCAGCUAUCCUCGAGGCUCUCCGUGAGAACAACCCCGAGGACGCCGACGCCGCCGCAGCCGUCAUGAACGUCAAGCUCCGAGCUCGCGCUCCAGAGCCCCAGAGCGACCUCGACUCUAUCUUGGCCGCCCUCGAAGCUAACAACCCCGACGAUGCGGCUGCGGCUCGUCAGGGUACCAAGCCCGCCACCAAGCGUCAAUCUCAGAGCGACAUUGACUCCAUCCUCGCCGCCCUUGAGGCCAACAACCCUGAUGACGCUGCUGCUGCUCGCCAGGGCGCAGGUAAGCCGGCCGCCACCAAGCGCCAGUCGCAGAGUGACAUCGAUUCCAUUCUCGCCGCCCUUGAGGCCAACAACCCCGACGAUGCUGCUGCGGCUCGCCAGGGUGCAGGCAAGCCUGCUUCUACUAAGCGCGAGCCCCAGGACGACGUUGCGUCCAUCUUGGCUGCACUGGCGCAGAACAACCCCGAGGAUGCUGAGGCAGCCAAGGGCGCGAUCCAGAGGAGGCAGGAUGACGUUGCCAGCAUCCUCGCCGCGCUGGCUCAGAACAACCCCGAGGACGCGAAGGCGGCCCAGGGUUUGGCCAAGCGUUGGUUGGCUUAGGGCUGAUGGAGUAGCAAAUGAAGCUUAAUGGCGAGAUACCAGUUCAUUUUAGUACAAUUGUAUAUAGGCAUUCUUGUAAAUGGAACAUCAUCGACUGAUGCACUUGAGAUUGUCACGGUGCUGGUUGAAUAUACA
Molecule: messenger RNA, 1087 nt
Organism: Boeremia exigua
Lineage: Eukaryota; Fungi; Ascomycota; Dothideomycetes; Pleosporales; Didymellaceae
Exons: 3
Coding region: 266-952 (228 amino acids)
Source: RefSeq, a predicted model, not a curated record